GCUAAUCGAUCCAACGCUCCCCCUCUCCUCCUAUUUAAAGAAACUGGGUGCGUAGUGCACCCUCGCUAGUGUGCGUCUCAUUUCUCCCUCUUUUGUCUCUCUCCUCCGUUCUCUAUCUCCCUCCGUCGACCAGCAUGGCGAGCUCCGCGGUGGCGAACGGCGGCGCGAAGGGGCCGUCGCCGGGGCGCGUCGCCGCCGUGUACAGCGAGGUCCAAACGAGUCGCCUCAAGCACCCCCUCCCCCUCCCCUCCGUCCUCCGCGGCGCCUUCAAGAUCGUCGAUGGCCCCCCGAGCUCCGCCGCAGGAAACCCCGAUGAGAUCGCGAAGCUGUUUCCGAAUCUGUAUGGUCAGCCGUCGGCGUCGCUGGUGCCAACUGGCGCUGUGCCUUCGGAGAUCGCCGGAAGUGCUCUCAAGAUCGGCGUCGUUCUCUCCGGUGGCCAGGCUCCCGGAGGCCACAACGUGAUAUCCGGGAUCUUCGAUUAUUUGCAGGAGAUGGCUAAAGGGAGCGUCCUGUACGGAUUCAAAGGAGGUCCCGCGGGCAUCAUGAGAUGUAAAUAUGUCGAACUUACUACGGACUUCAUCUAUCCUUACAGGAACCAGGGUGGAUUUGACAUGAUUUGCAGUGGGAGGGAUAAGAUUGAGACUCCAGAACAGUUUAAGCAAGCUGAAGAGACGGUCUCAAAACUCGAUUUGGAUGGACUUGUUGUUAUUGGCGGAGAUGACUCAAACACCAAUGCAUGCCUUCUCGCUGAAAACUUUAGGGCAAAGAGUAUGAAAACUCGGGUUAUUGGAUGCCCAAAGACAAUAGAUGGUGAUUUGAAAAGCAAGGAAGUUCCAACAAGUUUUGGGUUUGACACUGCUUGCAAGAUUUAUUCUGAAAUGAUUGGAAAUGUGAUGACAGAUGCAAGAUCAACUGGAAAGUACUAUCACUUUGUGAGGCUUAUGGGACGUGCUGCUUCUCACAUCACUCUGGAAUGUGCUUUACAAACACACCCGAACAUCACUUUAAUUGGAGAAGAGGUGGCCGCCAAGAAGCAAACUCUCAAAGAAGUAACAGACUACAUUACUGACAUCAUAUGUAAGCGUGCAGAGCUUGGUUACAAUUAUGGUGUCAUCCUUAUACCAGAAGGCCUAAUCGACUUCAUUCCUGAGGUUCAGCAACUUAUUGCCGAAUUGAAUGAGAUCUUAGCUCAUGAUGUUGUAGAUGAAGAGGGGGUGUGGAAGAAGAAACUUCGAGAGCAAUCCCGGUUUCUAUUUGAAUUUCUACCCCAAGCUAUUCAAGAACAACUUCUUCUGGAAAGAGAUCCACACGGAAACGUACAGGUUGCCAAAAUUGAAACUGAGAAAAUGCUUAUCUCUAUGGUUGAAACUGAGUUAGAGAAGAGGAGAUCUGAAGGGAAAUAUGCUGGACAUUUUAGAGGACAAUCCCACUUUUUUGGUUAUGAAGGAAGGUGUGGUUUGCCUACAAAUUUUGAUGCUUCCUAUUGUUAUGCAUUGGGUUAUGCUGCUGGAGCUCUUCUCCAUUCUGGAAAGACUGGCCUUAUUUCUUCGGUUGGUAACUUGUGUGCUCCUGUCGAAGAAUGGACUGUUGGAGGGACUGCACUGACUGCAUUAAUGGAUGUAGAGAGAAGACAUGGUAAGUUCAAGCCAGUGAUCAAGAAGGCAAUGGUGGAGCUUGAAGGUGCACCAUUUAUAAAGUUUGCUUCCAUGCGAGACGAGUGGGCCAUAAAGAACAGAUACAUCAGCCCAGGUCCAAUUCAAUUUCAUGGUCCUGGAGCCAAUGAUGUCAAUCACACUUUAUUGCUGGAGCUUGGUGCCCAGGCGUAGAGACCUGCGUGGCGGAAGCCUUUUUUUAAAAAAAAACCUUAUGCUGUGAGAGGAAUUAGAGCCCGUAAAUUCCCUUGUUUUCUAGUAGGGUGAAUAAGUCUUCCCGCAUUUACUACUUGAGUUGGGCAUCUGCUGGAAAUUGAAUAAUCACACUUUAUUGCCGGAGCUUGGCGCCCAGGCGUAGAGACCUGCGUGGCGGAAGCCUUUGUCUUGUUUUUCAAACCUUAUGCUGUGAGAGGAAUUAGAGCCCGUAAAUUCCCUUGUUUUCUUGUAGGGUGAAUAAGUCUUCCCGCAUUUACUACUUUAGUUGGGCAUCCGCUGGAAAUUGAAUAAUUACUUUUUGUGAUGAUUUUUUGCAACUGUUUUAUCA
Messenger RNA from Ananas comosus (pineapple), 2196 nucleotides. RefSeq names its product pyrophosphate--fructose 6-phosphate 1-phosphotransferase subunit beta-like. Bases 135 to 1826 code for a protein of 563 amino acids. Lineage: Eukaryota; Viridiplantae; Streptophyta; Magnoliopsida; Poales; Bromeliaceae. Gene Ontology annotation, biological process: response to glucose; fructose 6-phosphate metabolic process; photosynthesis. Gene Ontology annotation, molecular function: ATP binding; diphosphate-fructose-6-phosphate 1-phosphotransferase activity; 6-phosphofructokinase activity. The transcript is spliced from 16 exons. The record is from RefSeq and is a predicted model, not a curated record. Gene Ontology annotation, cellular component: cytosol.